AGUCCUUUCGUUACUGUCGUCAAAAUUGUAUGUCCGAAGGAGGUCUGAGCGUGACGUGUUGAUGAAUUUUACCAUCGCCCAUGUGUGGGCUAGCUUUUAGAACCAGGAAUAGUCCCUCUCAAAAAACUUCCCUUCGUUGGGGUGAUUGUUGUUUAUUUUCGAACACGUUCUAGUCAUUUUUGUAUAAAAAACAUUAUUAUUUUGUUAAAUAAUCUUUAAGAUAAAAUAACGGUUGCAAUAAAUUUUUAGUGCUUCUACCAGACACUUGUACAGAUAUAGAAAAUGAUUAACGUAGCUGGGAUAAUAUCAAUAAUAAUAUUUUACGUUUUAAUUUUGGGUGUUGGAAUAUGGGCCGGAAGAAAAAAAGAAGAAGGAAAUGAUUCCGAAGAAGAGGUUAUGCUCGCUGGUCGAAAUAUCGGAUUAUUCGUUGGAAUAUUUACAAUGACAGCAACAUGGGUCGGUGGUGGCUACAUCAAUGGGACAGCAGAAGCCAUCUAUACGUCAGGAUUAGUUUGGUGCCAAGCUCCUUUCGGAUAUUCUCUAAGUCUAGUAUUUGGAGGCAUAUUUUUUGCAAAUAAAAUGCGUCAACAAGGCUACAUCACUAUGUUGGAUCCAUUACAAGAUUCAUUUGGAGAGAGAAUGGGAGGACUCCUUUUUUUACCAGCGCUCUGCGGAGAGGUAUUUUGGGCAGCUGGUAUUCUAGCAGCCCUCGGAGCAACUCUUAGCGUUAUAAUAGACAUGGAUCAUCGGACGAGUGUCAUUUUCAGCGCCUGUGUGGCUGUUUUCUAUACUCUAUUCGGAGGACUUUACGCAGUAGCUUACACAGAUGUUAUACAACUAUUUUGUAUCUUCAUUGGGUUGUGGAUGUGCAUACCAUUCGCUUGGAAAAAUGAACACGUCGCUCCUCUUUCCUCGAUGGAAGUUGACUGGAUAGGAGAAGUGAAAAGAGAGGAAUUAUUUUACUAUAUGGAUUACGGAUUAUUAUUGGUAUUCGGAGGAAUUCCUUGGCAAGUGUAUUUCCAGCGGGUACUGAGUAGUAAAUCAGCAGGUAGAGCGCAGGUUUUAUCGUUUGUCGCUGCAUUUGGGUGUGUCCUGAUGGCGAUACCACCUGUUCUGAUUGGUGCAAUUGCCAAAGCUACAGCUUGGAACGAAACUGGUUACAAAGGCCCAUACCCGCUAACAGUAGAUGAAACCAGCAUGAUCCUUCCGAUGGUACUACAAUAUCUCACCCCAAGUUUCGUAUCUUUUUUCGGUUUGGGUGCUGUAUCGGCAGCUGUUAUGUCUUCGGCGGAUUCAAGUGUUUUAUCGGCCAGCUCGAUGUUUGCUAGAAAUGUGUAUAAGCUUAUCUUCAGACAAAAGGCGUCGGAAAUGGAAAUUAUUUGGGUGAUGAGGGUAUCGAUACUGAUCGUUGGGUUCUUGGCGACAGUAAUGGCUUUGACGAUCCCAUCAAUAUAUGGUUUAUGGUCUAUGUGUUCAGAUCUGGUGUAUGUUAUCCUUUUUCCUCAGCUUCUCAUGGUGGUUCAUUUCAAGGAAUAUUGCAACACAUACGGUAGCCUAGCAGCUUAUAUUGUAGCAUUUUUGGUGAGGGUGUCAGGUGGAGAAGAGCUUAUGCAUUUAGAUCCCCUUAUAAAAUAUCCAGGGUGGGAUGAAGAAAAUCGGAGGCAGUUAUUUCCAUUUCGAACGUUAGCUAUGUUAAUGUCCUUAGUGACGUUGAUAGGCGUAUCCUGGUGGACCAAAUGGGUAUUCGAAACUGGUAGACUAGCACCCGGAUACGAUUUCUUCCAUUGUGUGGUUAAUAUACCAGAAGAUAUCCAGAGGGUUGGGGAGCCAAGUGAAGAAGGUGAACAGAUGUCGAUGAUGGCCUCAGGUGCAAUGGGAAAACUUUAUGGAGCAGCAACUAUGGUGGGUAAAGACGAAAGAAACGGCAGAAUCAACCCCGCGUUAGAAACAGAUGACGACGAUAUCCCAUCAUCUGAAUUGAACAAACUAAAGGGCUCAAUAAGCAGUGGGGGAGGUGCAAGAGCUAUAUCCAUCAACCCCAUAGAUAACUCCCAAACAACGCUAUGAAAUAAAGAAGGUAAUUCCUAGAAUAUAUUAGGUGUAAUCAGUCAUUAAAUAGAGAUAGAUGAUUUUUUUAAUGAUGUAUAUAAACAAAGACAAAAUAUGACACGUCAAUUUAAAAAAUAUAGAUAGUUUGGGACUGUUGAGAGAAAAAGAUUGUCAGGUAAUGUUAAUAAAACUCGGCAAAUUGAACUUCGAUCUUGAAUAAAGUUAUAAGAUGAUUCGAUGUGAGUGUAUUUUGUGAAAGAAAGAAACUAAUGGCACUAGGUUGAGGAAUAUUUACUAUAGUGUAGAUGUAAUUGCUUAAAAACUAGUUUCGUUUGAAUUAUUAUGUACAUUUCCUCAAUAUGGGACAUACUAGAUUUUUAGCAAACCUUUGCAACAAUUUGAAAUAGAUAUUAUUUGACUUCUCGAAACUAUUUAGAAAUAACGGAAAUUAUUAAAGACAUAGUUUGCUUUUCCAGAUGUAAUAUAUUGUGGAAUAAAGAUGAUGUAAAAUUAUAUCAAUUUAUCAUAAUCUUGAAGUUUUAUCUCGAGUACGAGCAAUAUAAUGAAAAAUUUACUUAAAAAAAAACUCAGAUGUACAAAAGAUUUGUAAGGACAACUUUUGAAGAAUAAGCAGCACCUUCAAAUAAUAGGAUAAUGAGAGAAUAUUCACAUUAUAGAGAAUAUUAAUAGAUAAUAAAUAUGAUGAUGAAAAUAAUACCACAAAAAGAAAACCACGUUCGGGAGCGUCAGAGGUUGUUGGAAAAUAUUAAAUUUAGCGUGAAAUCUAAAGCGAAAUAGAAACCACGGUUAAAAUGCUGGGAAACUCCAGAAGAUGCGGGAAUUAUAGUAUUAAUGCGUUUUGUUUUGGAAUAUCUUUUUCUUUCAAUAGAAAACUGUGUUAAACCUUCUUCAGACGCUGAGCUUCUUUGUUUGCCCACUGUUAUCAUUUUUUCCUGACCUCCUUUUGAUAUGGUCUCGUUCACGUUUUCCGAUCCAUAUAACUACAUUCUGAAAGUCUAAUUCUGAUCCAAUAUCCUAACUAUCGGAGAAAGGGAGAGAAACAGGUUCUUUGGAUUGUUGGUGUAUGGAAUAGGAACAAUAAUUAGGUGAUAUAAAGUAUAUUUUAGGGUUGGCUAUUCGUUAGGAAAAAUGUUUCUUUUCAAAGCUCUAAUUCUGUUUCUCAUUGUUUAAGUGUUCUCAUUCCAGUCAUCCUCGUUACUAUUUUUGUUGUUUGUCGUUCUUUGUUAGCUAUAGUGAUUAAUUUUUAGUUGACUACCCAAUAUUAUAUUGUCUUCAUCAUGUACAGCAGGUGCUUUAGGCCAGCUUUAAUGAUAAUUUGAAAUCUGUAUUACAGAAUUAUGCACAAUUUUAGUUAUGAAUCCUUGAAUUUGGAAAGACUGCUGGUAGAACCCCGUGACUUCUUAGAAUUAUGCGCAAUUUUGGUUAUGAAUCUUUUAAUUUGGAAAGACUGCUGAUAUAUCGCCUUGAAUUCUUUCGCAAGUUUGGGCUCGUCGCAACAGCAUUUAUCUGAAAUAUAUCAUUAUAUGAAAUUUUGUUUCUUCAUUAUACAUAAUUAUCUAAUGAACAUUAACAUUUAAAUUAAGAAAUACAUUGAACAUAUUUACAUUAGUUAAGUCAAAAUUAGUAAUUUUGGUGAUAUGCUGUUUUAGACCUUACUAAAUUUUUUUGUGAGCAUUCUGUGAGGAUUUUGUUUUCAUUUUAAAAAACAAAUCUAUUAUUAUUCAGAUUUUAUGGCAAGUAACAGGAAUUUUAUAAUGCUUUUAAUAGAAAAAAAAAAGAAUUUAAGGCUUCAGUAGCUCAUAUUUCGUAUUAUGGUACUGUAAACGAGAAGUAAUGCUUCAGAUCAGAUUUUGAAUAACAUCUAACAGAAGAUUAGCGGUAAUUAAUAGAGUUAAGUGGGGCCGUGCAUUUAUCACUUCAAGCAUAAUCUUAAACGGAACAAUGAGAUAUUUUAGAACCAAUGUCAGUUAUGAUCGAAUUUGUCGUCGCCACUCUGCAAGACGGAAUCCUGAUCCAUUGGAAAACAAUAGUCGACUUCAAUACUGUAUGUUGGAAAGUGGCGCGCGCUUCAUUAGGUACAUUUCGAGGAGAUAAUUCGGUUCUCAUUUUCUAUUAUUUAUAUUUUUCUUCACAAUUAAGUUGAUUUUUCGAAUUAAAAGAUAUAAAAAUAAAAUGUUACAGGGUGAUAUAAAUAUUAUAUCAAAGCCUUUAGAGAAAGUUACUUUUUCCAGACUUUGUAACUUUAUUCGGAGACUCAUAUAUAAUAUUUUAAGUGUAAAUAUGUAUAUAGUACAAGUUUAAGAGUAACACCCUGUAGAAAUUGUAAUAUAUUCAAUGAAAUUAAAAGUAAUCCCUCAUUUUAGUAUAACUAUUAAUUUCCCUGGAUUCGAAUGAAAAUAUGAAGUUAAAUAAAAAGAAAAGCUAAAAGACAGAGAGGAAGAAAUUAAUAGAUUUUGUAAUGAUGAUGGAAACGGCCAAAACUUACAAGAUAUCCCAAAAGAAGAUUCUUUGGGUAGUUAUCGAUUUCCAUUAUCUCUUACAAGUCGUUUGAUCUUCAAAUUAUUUUUGCAAAUUAAUUUUAGUUACUCAAUUGAAUACGUUUUGACAACUUUAGGUGAUAAACAUGUAAAUAAUUAUAAAUAUUAUCACUCUAACUUUAGUAUACUCAUUUUUAUGAUCACACAUUUUCUGAAACACUAUCUAGUUUCGUAUAUAUUAUAAAAAAUUCUACACCCACGGAUAACACCACAAAAGACUUAAGAAUUGAGUGAAUGCAUCACUUUAUGAGUUCCUGGAGCUCCAAAAAAACAAAAAAAAAUGAAUAAUAAUUGGCUAGCUGACCUAAGAAAUGAUUAAUAAAGAAUUUUUGCGGGAAGGAACCUUAUUACGUCAAUAGGAGUACGAAAACUACUCUGAAACCAAUACGUAAGCUUAUAUAACGAUGUUUUUUCAAUUGUUAGUAGAUAAUUGAUGAAAAAAGCGCUUCUUUUCAACGUUUAUUUCAAAAAACAUAUGGAAACGUUAUUUCUUCGACUAACACCAUGUAAAAAGUGACACGAACGAUUGUAUGAACAAUAGUUUCACCACUUCAGUAUGACAAAGUGAUAUAACUUGGAAUUAAAUUCGUUUCCUUGCUUCCAACGACAAAGACUUGUGGAAAGGAAAAGCUCCAUUCCUGCGAAACGGCACAUUCUAUGGAACAACCAGUUGGUUGGUCAGAAUACCUGUCAAUACAUCUCUUCAAUGUGAACAUUAAAACUGAAUUUCGGACUGUAAUUGGCAUAUAAAAAAACUACCGUUGUGUCGACUGACUGAAUAUUUUCACUUUCUAAAUGGCUUCUUUCAAAUAACAUAUACGUGGUAUAAAUAACGAAAAUUCAAGAAAUAGAAUUAGAGCAAAUAGAAAACGUUCUGGAUCAGAUGAAGUACACCAGAUUUUAGGUUAGAAUGAGAAUAUGAGUACUUGCAAGACUGUUGCACAUUUGACAAACAGUUACUCACUUAUGAAUUAACUCAAAAAAUAAAACUAGGUACCAUGCAGACUCGAUAAUCCGAACUAUCCUUGUGAACACACUAGAAACGCUCUUCAUGUGAUGAUUUUGGUAGAUAGUGUGUUCAGCAUGAAUAUCACCGAAGGUUUUCGGAUAUUUUAACUAGAUAUAGAAUAGAAGCAACGAUUUUACUUUAGCAAGUAUUACUUGAUAAUAAUAAAUAUAAAACAAAAAAUAAGUUGAUGGGAGGGCAAACAACAAGGGCAGAGGAUACGCGGACAAAGUAGAGGAUCUUUUAAAUCAAUGAAAUGAAAAUUGAAAUGUGAAAAAAGAAUAGAAAAAAAAUUGAGAAAGGUCUACCGAAAGCAGCGUGAAAAAGAGUGUUUAAUGAAAAAUAUCAACAGGAUUUAAAAAUAGAGAAAAAAGCGAAAAGGUGGAAAAACUAGGAAAACAAAAAGAAAUUGUUGAAAAAUUGAGAAAUGAAGGAAAAGAAAAACUAGUAACACAGAUUAAUUUCAUAUUAACAUUAAUACAACGUAAAGAAUAAAGAGGAAUUGGGGAUAUGUAGUUAAGAAACCAAAAAAAAAAAGGAAUUUGAAGGAAUCAGUAGAAAUAUUGAGAGUGUGAGUUUCCCUUGAAAUAUGGAGUUGAUUAAGUAUGAAAGAAAUGUUCAUCUUGAACGACUAUAUAAUUGAUAAGAAGUAAAUGGAGAAAGGAAAAUAAACGGAACUCGGCCAAUGCACAAAGGAAGAGAUGGACAAUAAUGAAAAAAAUACAGAGGAAUUAUUUUCUUAUGGAGUUGUUAAGAAGGGCAGAAAGAAACUAUGGUUUUAAAUUAACUAAGAAUCUAAUUAUGUUGUGGCAUGUAGGUAUUUGAAAAAUUAUGAUAAAAUGAUAUUUUUUUCAAUAACUUCAUCAGCUUUUUUGUACAAAAAGUCUGUAGUAUUAUGAGUAUAUAAGAAGCUAUCGAACUAACAAAUUAUUCUUUUUUAGUAAAACAUAUAUUCCACGAGAAAUGAUUUUUAAAAAUUAACUACUGUAUCGAAUUCAUAUACUGAUAAGCAUAUUAAAAUGUUCUUAACAAAUCUAUCUCUAUUUUUUAGACAACGAUUAGAUCCCUGCCAACCUUCCCCAGAUUUAGUAUAAUGUGUAGAUGCUGUUAAUAUCUUGAUGAAAUACUGCUGAGCAGUUAAGGCUUGUUUUUAAGUUCAGAAGUUUAUAUAAUUGUUAAAAAAUAUUAAUAUAUCUACACAUAGACCUAUCGUAUAUUAUAGAGUCACAUAUUUUGUUAUUUAUACCUAAGUGAAAAUAAGAAUCAUAACAUCAUGUAGAACAGAAAUUGUUUGAAUAGGAAAUAAGAGAAUCAAACAUGGUUUUUUGUAAUAUGCUAUUCGUUCAAACUGGUUUUCGAUAGAUUUUAUUUUGAUACAAAUACAUAUUGAGUUCUUUUAGAAAAAAGUAUGUUGUUAUUUUGGUUGUUUCAAGUUCAAAUUAUCAGAAUUUGGCUUUAAUAGGUACAAUCUAGACAAAAUUGGAAAACUUGAAAUUAUAUUUAGAAGGCUAUUUUCCAUUAUAAUAUUAUACAAUACAUAAAUUGUUUUUCUCGUUUUCUGAUUUCUUAAUUUUGUUUGUUUGUUUUCAAAGAACACGACUAGGGUAGUCGUCCUUCUCUAUUCACUCUCCAAUCUCCAAUAAAAUCAAAUUUUAUGGACUAUUUAACAUGAUUUGCUUCACCACUCAGGUACUAAUUGAUUAAAUUCUCAGUUUUAUACUACCAUAACUCAUAAAAAUGGUUUUCUCUUACAUUUAAAUAUGAAUUUUAACAAAAUAUGUGACAUUAUCUGUAGAAAUUUUAGUAACUAUACUUUAAAAAUCUAUCAACAUAUCAUCUUUCAGAUUAAUAAGAUUUUUAUUUUUACUACACAGUGAAAACAUCUGUGAUUAUUCAUUUUUAAAGGUGAUAUAAUGCAGGAUUAUACAACAAAAUCAAUUUAUAUUAGUACUAUUAUCCAUAAAAGGUAUACAAAUAAAUAUUUCUAGAAAAACGAAAUUAAUUAAGACGGGCUACUAGAUAUGUAGAUCUGCCCUCAGUAUAUAGAAAUGGAUUAUUUCAAUCAUAUAAAAAACAAUUUUUAGACGAUAUCUACAUUAUUUUUAGAUAUCCCGUCUUUCUGGUAAUAUAAUGAACUUUUUUUUCAAUCCGAUCGACAAGUUUUUCGUUUCUGAAGUUAAAAUUAUACAUUAACUGAGAGAAAAUAGAAUAGUUGAAUUUCGAUAGUUCUAUAGACUGUUUAAAUGUACUAAAAAUGUACGAAAAACUGUCUUCGGGAUAUGACCCUUAUCUUGUGGAGACUAAAAAUAAGUUUUUAUUUUUUUCCCAAAAUUUCAGUCAAUCUAGGAACUUGAAAUUCAGUGAUUUUCAUGCACCCACUAAACAUGGGUAUACCUUACUUAAUUUUAUAUCAAACCUUCUUUCGAAAUGAAGAUUUAUGAAAGAAAAUUACAACAAAACCUUUGUUUUAUUUAAAAAUAUUUUUCAUUUACAAUUUUUUCAAUAAAUUAAACGGCAACUGUAAAAUGUAAUACGAUUCAAAAUGAAUACUGGAAAUAACUACUUCUGACCAAAAUAUAUAAAAUAGCUUACGUGUCGUGGAUUGCCAAACACGUUCAAAGAUUAAUGGUGUCAAGUACUAUUUAAAUACGAUUCUCCAAAUCGUUCAUUUUAACUAUGAGGAUGAGGACAAUGCUGGGUCCUUCCUUGACCUGAAGUAUCCUGGACCACCAUCGUGCAUGAAUCACUUGUUUUGCCUGAUAUUGAAUGCGAUGUCUUCAAGUAGUGCAGGGAAAUCAUUUUCGAGAAAGCUGCUGUGAGAAAUUCUAUUCAAUGGCUGAGGCAGGAAAUCAUGCCCGAUAAAAUUGUCCUCUACAAUACCAAUCCACACGAUCACUGGAAAAGCAUUUUGGAAAAGGUGGUCUAUAAUCUCAUGGGGAUUCAUGAUACUCUUGGAUAGGAAUAUUGAAAUACAUGUGAUUAGUUUUCUGCAAGUGCACGAAAAUAACAGAAUUUCUAGUUUUUAACAUCACUGAAAUUUUAGAAAAAAAAUGAACCUCAAUUUUAUUGACCAUCUUUCAAGGGUGAUAUCUCGGAAAGGAAAAGGCUUAAGGCAAUUUCAUUACAGGACAGACACGUCUUAAUUUAAUAUGAGCAAUCACGUCCUGAAUUUUGUCGCAUGAAUUUAGAAAAAACGCUCUGUAUAUUGAAGGUGAUAAUGAUAAUGUUUUAUAUAUAACAGUCUAUUUAUUUAAUAGGCACAUCUCGUAGAUAAAAGGCGACUACAGCAAAAUCUUUUCAUAAAAAGGAAUAUUUAUUGAAAUAAUGUAGUUUCACAGAAAAUUGAAAUAUUCUAUUCUUAAAACUUACUUUGUAGGACGAACGUAUCCUGUAUUAUGAAACUUUUAUAAUUCCGAUCCUUUUUGUAAUGUGAACAUUGUUGAUAUUUAUAUAUUUACCAAUUCUAUUGUAAAUAUCAGGAGUCAACUAAAUAUGGUGGUGAAUUUUAUUUGAAACUUCCCUGAUGAUCGAUGAAUAUUUUUUUAAUAAUAUAUUUUUACGUAGGGCAUCAUAUUAUAUAGUUGACAUUUAGUAUGUUUUAGGGAAAGGGGUCAUCCAUAGAUUACGUCACACGAAUUUUAUGAUUUUUUCACCCUCCGUCCUUUCACAGCUGGUCACAUUUGUGAGACAUCUCCCUCCCUAUUGUGACGUCACAUAUUUUGCAAAUUUAAAUUUAGAGAUUCUUUAAUGAAAAUAGCGGUCUCAAAAUUAGUUUUAUGAUUAACAAAACAAUUAUAUUAAUUAAAGAAAUCAACAAAACACAAAGUAUUGAGAGAAAUAUAUCAAUUAAUCUUCUAAAUAUAAAUAAUCUCGAGUCCUUGGACUUUGAAUCCUUUUCUAUAAAUUAAUGACAGAAAAAUUAGUUGUGUCAACAUCUGCUUCAUUCGAUCAUUCAGCAUCAUCUUCAUCAUUCACACAAAGAAGUUCUCUGGCACGUCUUGUAGCAAUUCUUUGAAGACAAAACUUCGCGAUAGGUAAAAAUUCUUGUUGCUCUUAUGUAAUUGAUGGUGUUGAUUCAUAACUUUGUAUGAUGCAAAAUAUAUACCAUAGAUACUAGAUUAUCGCUUAAGUAAGUUCGCUUCGACAUUAGGACAGUAGCUAUCAUACGGAACUUGAUUCAAAUGUGGUUACGUCUGACUACUUGAAACAGGGGGUGGUAAGAACCUUCCUCGUAAUGGUCGCCAAAGACUGGAUCGUCGUACACCACAACAUAGGAGAACCUUAUACUAUUUGUAAUAAAUAGUGUCCUGUGACGAAUACCGGAUGAUCAGUUUGAUGUAAAUUGGCAGUCGGUAGCGGAAUAAUACAGCAGGUAUCAAGAUUCAAUUACCUGGGAGUGAAUAUAUCUAUUCUCACAUAUGCCUCAGAAAUCAGAGCCGAGAUAUCAACAACAAAAAGAAUAAUGAGAACCACAGAGAUGAAAAUACUACGAACCAUUAAGGGAGUCACCCUCAGGGACAGAAUAAGGAAUGAAGAGAUAAGAGAAGAAUUGGGCGUACAGGAUGUGGUGAGAUGGGCCAGGGCACGAAAAAGAUUCUGGAGGGAUCACGUAGAAAGAAUGCCAGAAGACAGACGGGCAAAAUGGGCUAAAACUCAGAGAUCGAAUACACGCAGACCUGUAGGCAGACCAGCAAAGAGAUUGUACGCUUCUCAGAAAGAUCCAGACGAAGAAAUCAAGAUUAGAAUUGGAAGGCAUUUGUACUCAAUGUUUGUAAACAGAAAUCCAAACCUCCAUGCCAGAAUAGGAUUCAUGGAAAAGUUUUCAAAAGCAGGCAUUUUAGAAAGACUACGAGUGUCUAUUGCACGAGUAUUUGUAUUAGAUGAAGAAUGUUUUUCACUACGAAUUGCUAUGUAUCUAGACCCAGAGUGUGUCACGGUUUCAGGUUUUCCUUCACCAUAUUUCUCUAUUACAAUACCUGCAUAGACAAAGUGAAUAUUUUUCUGCGACUAUGAAAUAAUAAAAAACCUGAUCUGGACUCAAAAUUGAAGCUAACGAUUCACACAGUUGUAUAUGUUUUUGAAGUUUUUGAAAAGUAAUAGUUUAAAGUUAGUGUUUUAACAUUUAGAUUAUAAUAGAUUUUGAAGUGUAGCGUCACGAAAUUAAGGACACUCCAUCCCAUUCGUUUACGUGUGUUGUCAUUUAUGGAUGGCGGUGAGUUAAAAAUGGAUAGAAAUUUUUUUAAACCGAAAAUGUAUGAACAAAAAAAUGUUGCAGGGUAGAAUAAACUUUUGGUGACUAUAUUUAAUGAAGUAACUUGAAUGGAAUUGUUUUCAAAUUUUCAAUUAAUCUUAGUCUGAAUUAACUAAACAUAUCACUCUAUACAUAUCAAUAAAGUUAAUUGGAUAUAAGGCGCACAUUAUUUAGAAAAAAAUAUUAAUUUUGGAAUCAUAUUUUAUAAUGUCCACAUCGAACUCGUCGUAUAUUGUUCAAAAAACUUUGUGCAAGUUUUUUGGAAUGUAAAUUAAUUCGAAAAAAAAUGUCUCAAUGUACGAGCCGAAAUGAAAGAAAUAUGAUGAAUUUCCUGAUGCAUAACGAGAGUAAUAUUUAUUAUAAAUAAUUUCUAAUAUACAAUUUUGUUAUUAGAAACUAAAGAAAAAAAUUAGAGUUACAACAAACUCAGCAAUCGUUUUUAGUAGGCCACAACUUCUAUUUAUUGAGAAAAAUAUAACAGCAUAAAAUAUGUGGAUAUAAGAUUUUCCAUCAGUUCUUUAGGGCUGGAAUCCUUAACUCAUUAAACGGUUUGGGUGUUAAUGCGCCUUUUCAGCACAAGAUAUUUAUUGAUACGUUCCAAACCCGUACACAAGUUUAGUAUAUCAUGUCUUCUUUUAGAUAGAAGUCAAAAAACCUGGUGUGAAAAUUAACAAACUGUAUAAAUGUGCCUUAUUAAUAAUGUUCCAAUUAAAUUUUAACAAUGGAGUUUUAUAUUUGAUGCUGCAUGCAAAAAUAAACAAGUGACCAUCUCAUAGCAUCUUCCACGUAUCCAGCAAAUGAUAUAAAACUUCCACUAAUCUAUAGACACAAUUAUAAACUAAAAAAAAAAUGUAAGAAAUCCAACUGCUCUAUCUGAAGGUUUCAAACAUUUUUGAAAUUUCAUUUCAGUCUUGGACUAUUCACACAUCAAUUUAAGAUCAUACAAAUUAUUUAUAACAGAUUUGAAUGAAUUGUAGUGAAAGGAGUCCCAACAAUAAGAAUCAGAAAUAACAGAAGAUUUUGGAAAAAAUUUCGAUUGCAAUUACGAAACAAUUUACUUAUUCACGGCUUUUUUCUUCAAUUGCGCGGAAUUGAAUGGGAUGAUGUGUAUUAAUAAAGUAAAAUCAACCAAUUUUGAGAGAGAUCUUCUUAUAUAAAUAUGUGCUGUGCAUCCAACGUCUCACCCAAUGCAUCGACAUAAGGAUGUUAAAUACCGGUUUCCGAUAUGGUACACCAGACUAAAAGUUUUCAGAUUUUGGUUUUGUAUUCCACGUCAUUGGGACAAUUUUUCAUGUCAUCUGUGUAAAAGUCGUAAUUUCUUUUAAAAUCACAUUCUCUGUAAAAUGACGUCUUCUUAAUGGAUGGCAGCAUAUCGAAAUUCUUCGUAACUGCUUUUCAGUAUAUUUUGAAUAUUUCUUCCUUUCUCUUUAGUUUUAGACUGUUUUUCGUAUAUAUUACCAAUCUAUUUGGAUUUUCCGAAGUCAAAGCUUUAGGCCGCCCACUUUUUGGAAGGUUUAAACAUGUUUAAUAUUCUGCUCUAUAAAUAUAUUCACAAUAUCAGUUUUUGAUAACCGCCCAACUAAACUGUACUGUACUUUUUCGGAUAUUCAACUUGUACGCCAUAGCUGAAGUGAAAUUUGACAAAAAUUGAAAAGUAAAUUGAAACAUGUAUGUUUUCUAUGGCAACUAGUUAUUCAAAAUCAAAUUAAAGGGAACGAAUUUUUUCCAAAAUUUAUGUUACUUAUUAAAAAAACUAGAUUGAGAGAAAUAGAGGGUGAGAAGACCUGAAAAAUAAGAGAAACUUUAUCUUACAUCCUGUAGAUCUAACAAGGAUUAAAAGAAAAAUUGGGCGAUAAAAAUAAAUCAGAAACCCCAAAUCAUUUAUAUGAAUGUAUCUGCACAUAGGUUUGCGAAGCUGCUUCUGAAUGUCGAAUAAAUGGUCUACACUGCAAAAUAGCAUGUUAAAAGUAUAAAAGAAUGUUCUAGAGUCUAAUAUGAGAUCGUAUAGAGUUUAUAGAGCCCACAAUUUUAAUAAGUUAACUUUUAAUUUUAUAAUUUCAUUCACUGUAACUGAUAUCUAAGGUUUCCAACUUUAAUAGUAUAUCCAUUAUAUUAUUUCUAACAAUGGAACGUAUCAAAGACAAAUAUUUGUACUGAAUCAAAAUUUGAAAUACUCUUAGCAGAGGACAUGUGACAAUGUAUAUGAUUUAUCCUUCAUAUGAAUAUCAGGAGUAUCGGUUUUGUGGCACUGUUGAACAAUCACUUUAUAUUUAUAAUUUUGAUUAUUUGAUUACCUAUAAUAUGUUUAUAUAGUUCUUUCAUUUCGGUUAGAACAGCGAUAUAUCUCUACGUAAGACAUAGACAAGCGAUACUUUCAUUUGUGAGUGUGAGUGAAAUAAUCUAUUUGAAUCACUUUUAGAAUUUCACACAUAUCUAAAUCAUUAAAACUCUGAGAGCCAUAUUUCACAAAAAUAUAAUGAACGUAAAAUAAACGUACUUUGAAAAAAAUGUCUAGCGAAUCAAAACUCUCUAUUCCAAUUAUUUUGAAUUGUUUUAUUUGAAGAAAUUUUGGGUCUCAGUGUAUUUAUUAUAAGAAAUUAUCUUGAUGUUGAAUGUGGUGAAACAAUAAUUAGUGUAUUUCGAAUUUGUUAUGAAUCUAUCUAUACAUAUUAUAUGAUCUGAUGGAAAAAGAUUUUAGAGAAUACAUAACGUUAUUCUAAGUAUGAUAAAAUGCUGUUUUUAAGUAAGUUUCAUUCAUUAAAAUUUAAGUAUAUAGUGCAAUGAAAAUCUCAUUUCUAGGAUUGUAAUUCGGUCACCUUGGGUCAGGAAUAUCAUAACCAUUUGUGGUAAUACCUAAAACUAAUUUUUUUUAUCAAUUUUCAGAAUUUGUAAUCGAAAUAACUUCAGAAUUUCAUGAUUUCUAUCGAUAAAAAAUAUUCCUAAUGAUAUCUUAUCACAAUUAGUGGUGUCCCUUAUAAUUUUUAUAUAGUAAUAAUUUUUUUUAAAUUAAUAAUAUUAGAAAUAAAACAGUGAGCGUCCAAAUAUACUAGGGAGCAGAAAAAUGGACUCAAGCUCCACGCUCUUCUUAUAAAAAUCUCCAGAGAAAAAUCUGUAGCUUCUAUUUUUUUUUUCUAAUUAUGGCAUCUUCAAGCCAUCAGUCUCAGCUCUAUAAUAAGUGAUCUAUGUUAUUUUGGAGUUAUUUUUUUAUAAAGAAAAAAAUUCAAUUGAAAAAGAAUCUUAAACAGUGAAAAAUACAAACAUUAAUACAAACUUAAAUUCGACAAAAUAAUAAUUUAUAUGGAUCGAAUGAGUUUUUUCACUAGAUGCUAUACCAUUCUUCAGUAAGCGCCAUUUUGAGAUCUAUUUUCAUAGCUGGUGAAGGGUUUUUAGACAGAACUUUUGUCUUAAGCUCAUUCUUGAUGAACCUACCAUGCAGGCUCACCCUGCUUUUGUCUGAAAAGAAGUCCUAUUGAUGGUCAGUCCAUUUAACGUGUUCUUUGGUGAAUCAGGCUGAGUUCUCUGAGUUCUUGUUGGACUUGAACACCAGUGAAUGCUGGAUCUAGCGAUGUGCUAACAAUGAAUCGGUCAUUCCUUUUGGAUGUGUAUCUUUUCUUUUGGGAACGGCGUCUUCGGUGAAAAAUAUCAGUCUCUUGGUAACGACGGUAAACUCUUGAAUCAGCAGACUGACUCAUGUCCAGCGCACUGGCCACUUGUCACUGACUCUUGCCUCACAAUAAAGUGACUGUAUUCAUUUUCAGGUAGAUGAUUGUUGGUUGACGCUUGAUGGCUAUCUGAUAGUGGUAGGCCUCUUAAAAGGGUCAGUCAACCCUAAUUAGCACUAUUGUAAACUAUUAUAAAAAGAGUGGUUAACAAUUGAUGGAAUUGAGUAGAAGAAACAUCACAAUAUUGUAUAUCAUUUUUCCAAUGUUAUCACAUUUAAUAGUUUAUCAAAACAGUUUCGUGUUUUUUUUUGUCAGCGACUUGCGAUUGCUGGGAUAUCGCCUGAGUUGAUUUUUUUGCUCAAAAGUUUAUAUUCAUUUCCAGAUUUUAAGCAUUUCUGAGUAGAUUACACAGCUCACGUAUAUCGUUUUAUGUUUAAAUCAAACCUCAUUAGAUUUAGUACAGUAUAUUUUAUAGUAAUUUAACGUUAAAAUUGAAUAUUUUUUCUCAUAUCGACUAGGAAGAUUUAUGAAAUUCUGAAAUUUAUUAUUAAAAUUCCAGUUUAAUUCAAAUAUGAAAACUUGGAGUUUUGGACGAUAUUGCAGAAACCUUAGGUCAUUCAAAAUGAAGUCUUAUGCUAAUACUAAUGAUUGAACUCUAGUAAAAAUGAAAACUAACCUCAAGCUUGCUGAUUAACAUUGGAUAUGACUGGUUUGAUCGUACAAACAGUCGAUUUUGUUAUUUAAAAUAUCCAGUAGCUUCGUAAUUCUUCUUUGGAUACGGCUGAAAUGUCAAUCUCACAAUCCAAUAGGAAAAAUUUCAUCAUCAUGACAUGUUUUUCGCAAUAAAUCUACAAUGAUAAGAAUAUGUUUAUUCAAGAAUAUUGAAUUCAUUAUAAUUUCUAUGGAAAAAGAAAUACCAGAUAAGAAUAACUUUUCUGUUUAGAAAACUCACCUCGAACUUGCUGCGUUGGUUUAGAAUGAAAAAAGAGUACAGCUGUUCCUAUUGACAGUUGAUCUCUACGUGGUAGUCAGUUACAGAGUAUUCUAAAGAUAGCGGCCCUUAUAGAUCUUUGAAUAAUCUGUGAUUAUCCAACGAAGCCAAAAUAAUGAUAUGGAUUGAAAUGAAAAAAGUAUGUCAAUAUAGGUUUGAGGAAGGUCAAAUCGUCAUAUAGAAUAAAAAUAAUUAAAACAGAGUACUACUAUUUUUGCCGGGACACACUACUCCGAUCCGAUUUUGCUAUAAAGAACGGAUCGGUGCAGAAUCGGAACGGGUAAGCACACGCAGUAAGCACUAUACGCUUCCGAGUUACUUCCGAUUUCCAGCUCGAGGUCGAUAUAUCCGCCAUUCUCGAUUCAAUUAAAAUCGCGAAAGUUUCGGUGCGCAAAAUGAUAAAAAAUUUCAGCAACUGCGAUUAAGUCAUGGUGGUACUUUGUUUUGAUGAGGAAGAUGAAAAAAUUGAGAGACAUUUCUUGGAAAACAGAGGGCAAAUGCAGAUUAUAAUUACAUUCUUAUUUUCUUAUUAUCGUCCUGAUUUAUUACAGAUAUACAAUGUACUUCCUAUUCAAUAAAAUUAUUUAUCCCUUUUUUCUUUAAAUUAUGUUUAUGUCUUUACUUUGUAUGUAAUAAAUAGGGAAAAUAUUCUAAUCUGUAGUGUACCUUUGACAUUGAAUUCCUUCGCAACUUUUUUCCCGAUCAUGUCUUUGUCAUACAGUACUGGAUACUUCCUCACUUCUUCAAUAACCUCUUCCGGUUUUAUACCGGAAAUUAUUGCCAAUUUCCGGUAUCGCAUCGGAAAGAUGUAUGAUAAUGUGUGUCCCGGCUUUAAAAACGAUGAUUAGUUGAAAUCCUUAAAAAUUAUUUUUUCUAAAGAAAAUAUCAAUUCUCAUCAUUGUGUAUUUAUUUGUAAAAUAACUGGUUCGUCCCAAAAGAAUGGAACCUACCUUCAUAUCUCCACAUAGUUUUCAAGCAAUCCCUUUAGUACGGCAUCACCAGUAAGUCUUUGUCAAUAAGUUUUUGUUUACAGUACCUUUCGAAUUCGUUGUAUUUUGUUACAGCAAGAAUCAAAAGGUAUAUUUGGUUAAAACUAAAUAUAUUUUUACUGGUGGUGAUGAUGAUAGAAACCAAACAACAGAGAGGAAGCAGUCUGACUUACCAACAGAAAAAAGCGCAUCAAAGUCUCAGUAAAGUGCAAACAAUGUUUUCUUUCAUAAUUUGUUUUGUAUUACAAAUAUGUUCCAAUAUCAAUAAAAUAUACUAUGUUAAAGUCAGGUUGGGACAAGAAUUAGCUAACUAAGAUAACGUGGGAGCUAUCGAACCAUGAGCAGUAGUAUUUAACAAAGCGCCAGCUUCCGUAGAGCUUUAGCGACUUUAAGAUGAUAAAUAACGCUUGAAUGACUUAGUUUCAAUUGAAAAUAGAUAAUUGAAACAAUUUUUUUCAAUUCGAUUGCAAAUUUACAAUCUACUCAAAACAUACAGAGUAAUAAGUAAAUGAAAUGGUUUCUUGCUAAAAGACUUAAAGCGGGCACCAUCCACUGAUGGGUCUCCGUAGAUCAAUCUACGAGGUCUUCUGGUCAGCGUCUUUUCAAUCUUCUCUGUUCCAUUUGAUUAGUGUGAAACUUGGAUAUUAGUAGAUUUUGAUGGUUUUCGUUGCGGUUUUUGUCUCUCAUCGCUGGUGUCUUCAUUGAUGGUUGGAAUACCGAGGUCUGUGACUAAUGUGUGGUUGCUUAUAAACCACGGAGCAUUAGCUAUUAUGCGAAGUAUUUUAUAUUGAAAAUUUACAGUAUCUUGGUGUUUGAUGGUUUACUGCAACCCCAUAGCUCUAUGCCAUAUGUCCAUAUUGGUUUUAGGAUUUUUUUGUACAUAAGUAUCUUGUUUUCCAUUGUUAAUUACGAUCGUCUGUGGAUUAGCCAGUUCAUAUUAUGAAGUUUUAGCUUUAGUUGUGUGUUUCUAUCAAGUUAAUUUUUGGUCCAAGUGUAGUUCGAGGUAUUUGACUUCUGUUUCCACUGGAAUCGGCAUAUCGUUAAUGGUCACUCGCGGACAGACACCUCGUUUUGUGGUAAACGUGAUUUGUGUGGAUUUGUCAGUGUUGACUUUCAUUAUCCACUUAUGUAGCCUUUCUUGUAGAACAUUUAUGUGGUAUUGUAGCUUUUCGGAUGCUCUUGUAGGGUCUGUAUCUGAAGACAUUAUUGCAGUAUCAACUAAGAAGGUAGCGAUUAAAAUAUCGUCCGUAGUUGAAAAUUAAAACAAAUGUAUUCAAAUAAAAUCUAUGAACUGACUUACAAGGUGGCUUAAGGAAGUGGUAACACCACUAGGAACGAAAUAGGGGCUAUUUUAAAGGAUAUCACUUACAAGAUGUUAAAUAAUGACACCAAUGUGUAGGUAUCAACGUAUGAUUAUGAGAAGAAACAAUUUUAGGUUGGAAAAAUACUUAAAAACACAUUUUUAACGGUAGCAGCAUGUUUUGCACCGGUGCGGUAGUUGACUCAAUUUUCCUGAUAUUUUUAGUGUAUAGCAUCCUGUUGAGCAACUUAUUCUUUCAGUACAUAUCAAUAAAAUUAUAUUAUUUUUUCGAAAAAUAGUUGAUUUGCUACUCGUAAUCAACUAAAAAUUAUAUUGUUUCUAAUAUUGAGUCGAACAAUUACUAUUAUCAACAGCUGAUUUAUUAAAUUUAAUUUUAAUGACCAUUGCUGAAUAUAUUUGAGUUGUGAAGUCAACUAUGUUGUUGAACUAAACUAGACAGUAUAUAUUUAUGAGAAAGCUAUAUUUGGUAUGUUAUGUAUACAGAAAAAAUUAAUAUAGACUGUUGAAAACUAGUGUAAUGAAUGCUAUAUAGUACUUAUAUGUAAAAAGUGUUAGAAUAUCUUUAGAAUCUUGUUGUAUCUAAUAAAUGAACUGUGUAAA
Diorhabda sublineata is the source of this 18427-nucleotide messenger RNA. Its product is annotated as high-affinity choline transporter 1. Gene Ontology annotation, cellular component: plasma membrane. The transcript has 8 exons. The record is from RefSeq and is a predicted model, not a curated record. Gene Ontology annotation, biological process: acetylcholine biosynthetic process; transmembrane transport; choline transport. Gene Ontology annotation, molecular function: choline:sodium symporter activity. The coding region runs from base 283 to 2067 and encodes 594 amino acids. Lineage: Eukaryota; Metazoa; Arthropoda; Insecta; Coleoptera; Chrysomelidae.